GUAACGCGUAUUCCACCAGACCAUUGUUUGAAAACGUCAAGCGUAACAGCUGCUCAUGACGGCGAUCGUGUCCUGAGUCUCAAGGCGUCUUCCUCACUACAACAUUGUUUGAUUCUAGCUUUUAUAGUCGUGUCGCUAAAGUAAAAGCGUGGAUGAUUGGUUGUAGAUUUAUGUGGAAAUCCGAAGAUUUGCAAGGUUUCUUUCCAGUUAGAUCAGAAUGUCAAUCAGAUGUUCCAAGAACACGAUUCAAAUCAAGGGUUGGCAAAACUCUAAGUAGAAGAAGAUGGCACGCAGCGUUUACUAAAGAUGGUCAUUUGGAUAUGGAGAGAGUCCUUCGUCGUAUACAGCGAGGGGGGAUUCAUCCAUCAAUCAAAGGAGAGGUUUGGGAGUUUCUGUUAGGUGGUUACGAUCCAGACAGCACGUUUGAUGAAAGAACCAAGCUAAGGAACCACAGAAGGGAGCAGUACUAUGCUUGGAAAGAAGAAUGUCAGAAGAUGGUUCCUCUCAUUGGUAGUGGCAAGUUUGUAACAAUGGCUAUUGUUGCUGAAGAUGGUCAGCCAUUAGAAGAAUCAUCAGCAGAUAAUCAAGAAUGGCUUGUGAAAACCGCUGUUACAGACAAGCGUGUGCUUCAGUGGAUGCUAGUACUGAGUCAAAUAGGUCUUGAUGUUAUUAGAACGGAUCGUUAUCUCUGCUUUUAUGAGAGUGAGAGUAACCAAGCAAGACUUUGGGAUGUUCUUGCUAUAUACACAUGGCUGAAUCCUGAUAUUGGUUAUGUUCAAGGAAUGAAUGAUAUUUGUUCUCCGAUGAUAAUACUACUAGAAGAUGAAGCUGAUGCUUUCUGGUGCUUUGAGCGUGCAAUGAGAAGACUGAGAGAAAACUUCAGGACAACCGCAACGUCAAUGGGGGUCCAGACUCAGCUUGGUAUGCUCUCACAGGUUAUUAAGACAGUUGAUCCUAGACUGCACCAACAUCUAGAGGAUUUAGACGGUGGAGAGUAUCUGUUUGCUAUAAGGAUGUUGAUGGUUUUGUUCAGGAGAGAGUUCUCCUUCCUUGAUGCCUUGUACCUUUGGGAGAUGAUGUGGGCUAUGGAGUACAAUCCAAACAAUUUUUCAUCGUAUGAAAAACCAGAGAACGGAACCAAACAGGAUCCGAGGUUACUGAAACAGUAUGGUAAGUUUGAGAGGAAGUAUAUAAAGAGUGGUCAAAACGAGCAACACCACAACACGCUAGCUGUUUUCGUUGUGGCUAGUGUUCUUGAAACAAAGAACAAACGUCUACUGAAAGAGGCUAAAGGCCUAGACGACGUUGUUCAGAUAUUGGGUGGUAUUGCGGGUAAUUUGGACGCUAGAAAAGCGUGUAAAGAAGCGUUGAAGAUUCAUGAAAAGUUCCUGAGAAAGGCUAAUAAGCAGUAGACAUAUUGUUUAACCUUCAACCAUAUUUUUCCCGGUUUUGUUAAACCGAUUUCGGUAUUAAUCUUGGCCUGGAUUGGUUACCGUUGGACGCUGAUAUGUGUGGUAAAAGGUCGCGGGAGGGAUCCAUGAGAACGUUCUAGUUCUUUUGUUCUUUCAUUUUGAUAUGGUGUGCACUAAAGAAACUAUACCUCCGUGUGCCGUUUCUUAUUUAAAAGAAGAACUUCGUGACGUUUUAUAUUUUGAUGUUCUGUGGAAAAUGAUGCAAGUGUAAUCAACUAAAUAAUAUGAAAUAAUAUAUAUCAGAUAAAUGUUAACUUUCUA
Molecule: messenger RNA, 1733 nt
Organism: Brassica oleracea var. oleracea
Lineage: Eukaryota; Viridiplantae; Streptophyta; Magnoliopsida; Brassicales; Brassicaceae
Product: TBC1 domain family member 15
Exons: 11
Coding region: 153-1412 (419 amino acids)
Biological process (GO): activation of GTPase activity
Molecular function (GO): GTPase activator activity
Source: RefSeq, a predicted model, not a curated record